AUGGUGAGUCGAGCCGAAAAUAGAGAAUCGAUUAGGAAGAAAGAUGAACCCGAAUUGGAGCUUCGCAGACUCCAAGAACUUGCCAAGCUUGCGGCUAUACAUUACAAUGGCGAAAGAAAGUUUCAGAAAAGAACGGACCUUUCACAUGUCGUGCACGCCAGUUUACACUUUGCUCAAUUUGUGUCGACGAUGGCUAUCGAAAUUUUUCAUUACGUGCAUCACUAUAUGAAUCGACGUGCGCAAGAAAAGGACGACAAGAUCCCGUCGUUGCCAGAGGAAAGAAAUCCUAUUUUCUUCGUAUAUCCCAUUUGCAUGUUACUGAGUCUUGUUCUUAUGAUCCUCUGGCUUGUUAAAAAAAUAGUUCCCGAUAGGCCUAUAAUACCUCUCACAAUAUGCGCAGCAGGAGCUAUUCUGAUGCUUGUGACAGGAAUAAUGGAGAUGAGACACGCCGAUAUGUACAUCGACGUUGUCGAAUUUACUGACGAAGAAAUAUUGGAGCAUCCUGUCUUUAUUCACAACUUUGUAAUGUGCAUAUUAUCGCUGUUCGUUAUGACUCUGUACUUAAUUCAAACGUGGGUUCUUGUCGACCAAUGGCAGUGGAUUCGAAAGGAACGAGAUACAAGUACAGAUAUGCGAAGUUCUGAGUCUAGUUCUAGUACCGGCAAAAGUGAUAAUUCUAUACAAAAAAAGAUCAAUGAACACAAUGCUGGAAAGCAGAUUAGUGAACUACCAAUUCCUGCUUUGGAAGAAUUGACUACCCUCGCUGCGUUCUCCAAUAAUGCU
Molecule: messenger RNA, 783 nt
Organism: Acromyrmex echinatior (Panamanian leafcutter ant)
Lineage: Eukaryota; Metazoa; Arthropoda; Insecta; Hymenoptera; Formicidae
Source: RefSeq, a predicted model, not a curated record